AUGACCGGAAAGUAUUUAGGGAUUCUCUUUCGGCUGACGGCCGUCGGGUCAUCGCGCCCGACGUCGCCCGUCUACCUGCGUCGGUGGCGGGUCGACUGCUCGCUGGUCGACGUCGUGGUCGCCACCGGCUAUUUCUGGUGCGGGGCGACAGGAUCGGGCCGAAAUAGCCGGUCGGGCGCGCUACGUACCUGUUUGCGUGCGGAGCUGGUGUCGCGCGUCUCGAACAACACUCGUGUCGGUGGCGCGCGGCUGACUGAGGCGGACAGCAGCGAGCGUCGCCGCGGCAGCAGCGGCCCCCGCGCGCGCCCCGCGCCGCGCCCGCUGCAUUCCGUGCGUGAGCCCGCCGCCGUCGGGAGAGCCGCUGGGCCGCUUCCACGGACACCGCCUCACCAGCGCCGCCCGACGCCUUCCCGCAUCCCGCACGCGCCCGCUCCGCUCGUCGCCACCUUCGCG
This is a messenger RNA of Iphiclides podalirius (scarce swallowtail), 453 nucleotides long. NCBI's taxonomy places the organism in Eukaryota, Metazoa, Arthropoda, Insecta, Lepidoptera, Papilionidae. The record is from the annotation of a GenBank genome assembly.